AUGUUAUCUACUUGUCAUGGAGAUCAAUUUCAAAAUACAGGAAAAACAGAUAGAAAAGGAAAUACAAUAACAAAACCAAAAAUGAUUUUGGAUUACAAUAAUACAAAACAAGGAAUCGAUGUUUCAGAUCAACUAAGCAGUUAUUAUAAUCCACAACGAAAAUCUCUUGUUUGGUACAAAAAAGUUGCUAUGGAAUUACUAUUUGGGAUAACAGUAGUAAAUAGUAUGAUUAUUUUCAACAAACAAGUAAACAAGAAACUAACUUUACUUUCAUUUACCGAAUCACUGUCUAGAAGUAUUUUGUGUACAGAGGUUACAGACAAAUCAGAAUCUGUGAACAUUCAAAAAAAUAUUUCAACGCAUUUUCUUGAACAGUUUGAUAGACAAAAUGGAAAAAUACAAAGAAAAAGAUGUCAUGGGUGCUAUUCAAGUCUUCGUGAAAUGGACAGUUGA
Molecule: messenger RNA, 453 nt
Organism: Macrosiphum euphorbiae (potato aphid)
Lineage: Eukaryota; Metazoa; Arthropoda; Insecta; Hemiptera; Aphididae
Source: the annotation of a GenBank genome assembly